Molecule: messenger RNA, 861 nt
Organism: Symbiodinium natans
Lineage: Eukaryota; Dinophyceae; Suessiales; Symbiodiniaceae
Source: the annotation of a GenBank genome assembly
AUGAAUGCCACGAGCGCAAUGGGUCCAUGUCCGGGUGUUAUUACGAACGAGAUCAUCCUGGACCCAUACCAGAAUGUUGGUCAGUAUGGGGGCGCGAUAUUUGGUGCAGGACUUCCCGCGCUGUUCUUCCUGGCUUUCUGCGGGUUUAACUGCUGUCGGGUAAUUUAUGACGACGAAGGCGGUUGCCAAGUCGUGGAUAGCUGGCCCGGAUUUUGCUACCGGAUCCUAUACACAGGCUACUUCGCGCUCUUCACCGUCUCCCUGCUAUUGCAGGUCCUUGCUCAUCUGAUGUCCUUCGCGGGUGAAAACACCGAGCUGCUCUUUGCCCGUGUGCUACUCGUUCUGGCAUGUGGCUGUCGGCUGUGUAUCGGCGUUGGUGUAGCUGAGAAGCUAUUUCCGAAUCGUCUCUGGAUCCUGGCUUGGAUGUCCAGUGUCGGAUUAACGGUCGGUUUCGUCGCAGUCAUCUUGGAGGUGUCCGAUGCUUUCGGUACCGAGGAUCCGGGGGAGUACGUCGAGGCGUCGGCCGUGAGCGUCGCAUACUUGUGGAUGAUCCUGAGUUGGACACUGGCUUCAUGGAAGAACCUGAAGAUCCGGCCCUACUUGAAGAUAAAGGUGCCUGCAUCCAUUGCCUUGAUGGCAGCGUUUUGGAUGCGCGCACUGCUCGAGCCCGGCUGCGGCCCGCGAGGUCAUGCCGAGUGCUACGCCUCAUGUGGAGUCGGAGCCGCUGGUGUUCACCACAUACUCUUCGGCGCACUGCUCUUGAUCCCACACGUUGUCUUGCAGCUCUUGCAGGUGGAGCGAGAUAGGGAUCUUGUCGCUUUUCCCCGGUGCUGCGGAUCCUCUACCCGUACACAGCCCUGA